UGCAAAUUUGUGGGUUGCUUUACAAGAUGACAGACUAAUCAUUUACCUCAGGAAUUAGGACCAACUGGAGAUCCAGAGGCCAGAUUGCGAUGCACGAACGGAACUCUGGGUUGACCGAGAGUGAUCUUCGUCUUAUGGAGUGCAGACCAAAAUUUCAGCAGUGAUGGGACUCAUGGCAAUGUUGAACAGUCAAAGUGUUCAGCUGGAUGGGACCGUGGCAAUCAAUGCCCGCCUACCCGCGCUCCCGUCGCCGCCCGCCUCACAGAUUCACAGCUCGGCCAAUGUUUCUGUCCGCUGGCCAUUCCCAGCAAGCUUCAGCGCGUCCAGGGGUUUUACGGAGGGUCGUCCGUUGUUAUGCCCUCGGAUCGAGCCCGUCGAGGCUUGGCCCUCCCCCGUCUCAGAGACCUUUCAGUCAGCCUAUCGUGCCUGUGCCUGUGUGCCCGGGGCUAGGUAUUCAGCUAUUGGACGGUGGACCAAUGCUUCCCUCCUGUGGCCCCCUCGUCGAGUGGUCUGUGGGAGAUGCUGAUUGGGCGUGGCCCUUGCAUAGAUCCUCCCCUUGUCGCGUGGCCGGUGCUAUGGAGAAAAAUUGUGACGGACUCUGGCGAUUUGGCCCGCGAGCGGAGGCUUCCGGGCUAAAGAAGCCACAUCUCGGGUCACUCUGUUAGUGUCUGACAGAAAGACGAUGAUUGGUGCCGAAUGUUGGACUACGGCGAAGACGGUGAUGCCC
Messenger RNA from Colletotrichum phormii, 727 nucleotides. RefSeq lists its product as uncharacterized. The transcript has a single exon. The record is from RefSeq and is a predicted model, not a curated record. NCBI's taxonomy places the organism in Eukaryota, Fungi, Ascomycota, Sordariomycetes, Glomerellales, Glomerellaceae. The coding region runs from base 207 to 665 and encodes 152 amino acids.